This is a messenger RNA of Caenorhabditis bovis, 345 nucleotides long. The record is from the annotation of a GenBank genome assembly. NCBI's taxonomy places the organism in Eukaryota, Metazoa, Nematoda, Chromadorea, Rhabditida, Rhabditidae.
AUGCGGUCGAUAUCACGAGGUGUUACAACGAAUAUCAAGAAAUUGAUCGAAUCGCGACCGCAAACUCCUGGACAAACCGUUUAUUUAACUCAUGUAAAAUGGAUAACGGGUAAAAAUCAAUUAGAGCAAUACUUUAAGAGAUAUGGAACAGUUCAAAGUGUUAAUAUGUUCUAUGAUUCCGUAACCGGUCUUCAUCGGGGAUUUGCUUCUGUGACAUUCGACUCAAGAGAAAGCGCCAACAAAGCUAUAGAGCAACGCCCCCACGUCAUAGAUGGAGAUAGGGUCGAUGUUGAACCUUACAUCCCAAUCAUUUCAAAGAACAAGAAGAAGGAUGUUAUUCUGUAA